Messenger RNA from Trichosurus vulpecula (common brushtail), 2597 nucleotides. It is a transcript of the gene PLPP2, whose product is annotated as phospholipid phosphatase 2. Gene Ontology annotation, biological process: signal transduction; phospholipid dephosphorylation; phospholipid metabolic process. Gene Ontology annotation, molecular function: phosphatidate phosphatase activity. The record is from RefSeq and is a predicted model, not a curated record. NCBI's taxonomy places the organism in Eukaryota, Metazoa, Chordata, Mammalia, Diprotodontia, Phalangeridae. Bases 80 to 940 code for a protein of 286 amino acids. The transcript is spliced from 6 exons.
CCCCCUCCCGAGGCAGAGUAGGCGGGUCUGAGCUGCGCUCGGAGUCAGCCGUCCAGGGCCGGGCUGGGACGGGCCGGGCAUGGAGAGGAACAAGGUGUUCGUGGUGCUCGACGUGGUGUGCCUUGUGGUCGCUGCUCUGCCCUUUAUCAUCCUGACACUGGUGAACUCUCCGUACAAGAGGGGUUUCUAUUGCAGUGAUGAUACCAUCCGAUACCCCUACCGCCCUGACACCAUCACCCAUGGCCUCCUGGCUGGUGUUACCAUCACUGUCAGCGUCAUCAUUGUCUCAUCUGGGGAGGCCUACCUAGUCUACACAGAGCGUCUCUACUCUCAUUCAGACUUCAACAACUAUGUGGCUGCCCUCUACAAGGUCCUGGGCACCUACCUCUUUGGGGCAAGUGUGAGCCAGUCCUUGACUGAUCUAGCCAAGUACAUGAUUGGCCGUCUUCGCCCCAACUUCCUAGCAGUCUGUGACCCCGACUGGUCUCGGGUCAACUGUUCUGGCUAUGUCCAGCCUGAGGCUGUGUGCCGGGGAAGCCCUGCCAAUGUCACUGAGUCCAGGUUGUCCUUCUACUCAGGCCACUCCUCCUUCAGCAUGUACUGCAUGGUCUUCCUUGCGCUGUAUGUGCAAGCCCGUCUCUGCUGGCGAUGGGCACGGCUCCUAAGACCUACAGUCCAGUUCUUCUUGGUGGCCUUUGCCCUCUACGUGGGAUAUACUCGAGUGGCUGACUACAAGCACCACUGGAGUGAUGUGCUGACUGGUCUCCUGCAGGGGGCGCUUGUCGCAGGGCUCACGGUACGCUAUGUCUCGGACUUCUUCAAGGUUCGCUCCCCUCAGCCCAGACCAAAUGAGGAAUUGGAGCGGAAGCCCAGCCUGGCAGUGGCUGUGACCCUCACUGAGAGUGACCAAAAUCAUUUCAGCUAUGUGGGAGCCUCCUGAGCUGCCUCCCACCCUUCCCUGUCCUUCUGAAUGGACAUCCCUUGACCCUGGCCCUGCUCCAGUACUCCUCUGCCUGGGCCAGACUGGUCCUCUUUGCUCCAUGUCCCUGGGCUUGGUCCUACUAGUUAGGGAGAAGCUGCUUUAAGGAACUGUGGUUAGGGGGGUCUUGUCCCCCACUUCCCAUUUGGGACUGUAGGAGCUAAAGCAAGAGCCUGGAAUGGAGGCAGGAAGCCAGGCUAGCGUAUGCUAUCUCUGGAAAUGCCAGCAUCCUCCACUUUGCUGGGGUGGGGUUGGGGGUGCAGCCUAUCUCUUUGCUGUUUUUGUAAUGUAACUUACAUUGGAGUUUUUAUUGAAUUACAACAACUCUGGGGGGAAUGGGGGACAGGUUCCCCCUUCCUCAGUCCUGGGCUAGCCUCUGAAAAUUGAGGAAGGAGGAAGGAAAGGCUCCUAUGUUCUCAUUCCAGUCCUUUUCCAUUUGCCUCUCCCUUAUUCUGAAGACUUUGGAUUCAGUAGCUUCCCAGAAACUGAAAGAUUCCAUUGCUGCCUUCUCAAAGCCCAGGGAGGGCAACCCUAGAGAGAAAGAAAGCCAUGGAGUCCUCUCUCUCCACUUCUAGCCUGCCCUUCUGUGAUUCAGCCCAAGAGGACCCCCCAGAAGGAGUAGCUGCUACCCCUAAUUCCUAGCUCAGCCUCCUGGGCCGCCCUAAAAUUCUUAUCCAAUUUGGAAGGACAGAGAGAAUGUCUGAGCUGGAAGAGAACUCAAGAAAGUCGAACCCCUUUGUUUUAUAGAUGGGGAACUGAGUCAGGGACCUUUGGGAGGUCACCAAAUGAGUCACUGUGUUGGAUACAGAACAGGAAUUCCUCAUCUCCCCAAAUCCUAGCCCAGGGCAUCCAUCCUCUUCAACCUGCUCAGCUGAAGAGCACCCCUCCUCCCCGCUGCCUUCUCUCACAGACUAUUUCAGGAUUCUUUCUGCUUGGAAAGAUAGGCUUCCUUGACCCUGAGCCCCAGGCCUGGAGCUGGAGGAACCAGUCUGGGCACUUCAAAGGGAUGGAGGAGGGAACGAUGUGAGCUUCUCUGCCCCAACCUUGGGCCUCUUGGGGCUAGGAAUUAAGGCCUGAAUGAGCUUUUAUAGGGGUGGGCACUCAUGCACUGGCAGUUCCUCCCUUUCCAACCCAGGUCCACCUGCCUCUGGAUGGGCGUAGGUAUGUGGGGCUGUGGAAAAAUCCUGUGCUGGGAUCCUGGAGAUUCCAUACUUGGGCCACUAACUUGGAGAAUUUCCUUACCCGUUCUUCAGCUCACUUCCCCAUCUAACAACUCAGGUCCAGAAGAGAUGGUCUACAAGGCCCCUGGAUUUGGGGGAGCUAGAUUCCAGCUCUGCUGGGUGACCUUAGGCAAGUAACUGUUUCCAGCAGGAUUCUGUGAUUACACUUCAACAAAGGAGCUGUGUCUUACAAGGGUAUAUCAAGCAUGUCUGCCAUGCUCCCCAGAUGACUUUUCUCUCCUUGAAGUCAGUAGCCAGAGAGGAAGGGGAGGGGAGACGGGGACAGCAGGAAGAAAAGAAGCCAGUUAAACCUGGAGUUCAGGAGACUUGAGUUUAAAUCUGGCCUCAGAUGCUUGCCAGCUUGAUGUCCCUUGGUCUGCCUCAGUUUCCUCAUCUGU